AUGACGAGGGUCCGCUUCAGAUCCUGUGUCGAUGACGAAGACGCUGGCGACGAUGGCGAGGAUUGUGGAUCGACCGACAAGACGGACAAAGGAUUGAAGAAGCGCUCAACCGCCAAAGCAUAUGACAAGCAUGAUCAGAGUCCGUCGAAGUCAACAUGGCACCACGACGGGGCCGGUCUCAGGCGUGCGGGCACUGGCCAGGCCGAUGGCACCUUUCGGAGGACCCAAGCCAGCGAAGCCAGAGCCGGCGAGGGCGUCCGGGAAGGCGAGUCUUAUUCGAGACAACCUACGGGCACGCGUCUGAGUGUGAGCAAAUUCCGCAUGCAGGCGACUACGAUGGAGCUGAAGGUCAGGCUUGAUCCCACUCUCAUCAGCUUCGAGGAAGCGUGUGGUGGGGUACUGCGCUGUGCCGGCCACGGCGGUGACCGACUCUGCUCUCCGUCCGGUCCGCAGAAAGGCAGUGGAAGAGGGAAGGUCAACACGGAGGUCAAAGGGUUGUUUUUGCGCCCCGAUGCCGAGGCAUCCGAGGCGCACCGUCCGAACGUAUAG
Colletotrichum orchidophilum is the source of this 549-nucleotide messenger RNA. RefSeq lists its product as uncharacterized. Bases 1 to 549 code for a protein of 182 amino acids. The transcript has 5 exons. The record is from RefSeq and is a predicted model, not a curated record. Lineage: Eukaryota; Fungi; Ascomycota; Sordariomycetes; Glomerellales; Glomerellaceae.